AUGGCCAACUCCAACUCUUUCAUCCAGACACUUGCAGAAAUGCAGAACAAGACUUUAGUCGAAGCCUUGGAUUAUGCAAAGAACACACCAGAAGAUACAUUGGCAGGAGACCUCAGCCUCAAGGCCAGCGCAUCGAAACGCGUCCACUUUGGCUAUCCGACCGUUCUCCACGAAGCCUUCGACAACGAGUUGCACAAAGUCAAGCUCCUCAAGAAGAAUCUCGCAGAUAAGGACAAACUCAUCAACAAACAACUGACCUAUAUACAAGAGCUUGAACAUCGACUCUUAGAGGAGCAGCGUCAGACCCGGAUCUUGCACAAUAGACUUGAGAAUGAGCGCACACAUUCCUGUUACCUAUCUCAAACACUUUCAAGAGCACACGAGGAAGUAUUGUCUCUGCGAAACCAGGCAGCACAGUCUGAAGUCCUUGAAUCUACACUCAGAGAAGUGCUUCACAAGAAAACAGCUACUAUCAAAAAUCUUGAGGAGCAGAAUCGCACACUCAUAGCUGUUCUGACUGAGGUAACGUCUCGCUUGCAUAGGCCCGAUGAUAAAGCUUCUCACCAAACUCCAAAGAAGUGUGAUGAAGACGUACCCUCUCAGACUAUAGACAGUCACGAAGAAUCAUCAACACAGGUAACUCAGGCGAGUACGACAUUCCAGCACAAAUCUGCUGCCAUGCCUCCAACAACAACAAAACCUGUCCGUGGUAUUCUCAAAGGACCCUCAACAGACGACUCGGCACUUACAACACUCAUAACCUCAGCGACAACCUGGAUGCGCUCUUAUUUCCAACCGACCAAUACACGCGAGGUUUGUUUCAAUAACGACGAGUGCCAACCGAAAAUCUCAAGUCCAGAGUUCAAAGAACGCGUCAGGAGACAACUAGAUCCUGAGCAGUUAGCUCUUGCCAGAAAUUACAUGGUUAGUUUGCAAAUGCCUGACACGAUCGAAAGAGUAGAGCAGGAACCUCAAGGCCCACCUUUCGAGUUUAGCAAGAGAAAACAAGAAAAAGAGGAACAGAAGACAUUUACACUGNNGAGUCCUAUGCAGCGAAUCAGGAUGGGGAGGAUGGAACAAUAA
This is a messenger RNA of Aureobasidium musti, 1083 nucleotides long. The record is from the annotation of a GenBank genome assembly. NCBI's taxonomy places the organism in Eukaryota, Fungi, Ascomycota, Dothideomycetes, Dothideales, Saccotheciaceae.